Molecule: messenger RNA, 951 nt
Organism: Notothenia coriiceps (black rockcod)
Lineage: Eukaryota; Metazoa; Chordata; Actinopteri; Perciformes; Nototheniidae
Product: nucleolar GTP-binding protein 1-like
Exons: 3
Coding region: 40-375 (111 amino acids)
Source: RefSeq, a predicted model, not a curated record
UCAAACGUUCAGGUGGAAAGAGCCAAGCUGGAGAAGGAGAUGGGCGGCCUCGGUCUGGACAUGACCGACAAGGAUGAUAGUCACUACGCCCAGAACGCCCGGCGCUCCAGAAGCGUCACCAAGAAACGUAAGCGUGACGUUUCUGUGGUUCCGACCUCAAAGACCCGAAGCCAGAGCGCCUCCCGGCCGCCCAGAGACCAGUCCGGUCUGCGAGACCCAACGAUGGUGAAGAAGGCGAAGAUCAUGAUGAAGAUCGGCCAGAGAGACAUGAUCCGUCAAGGAAAGAAGGGAGAGGGGGACAGACACAUUUACGACCUCAAACCCAAACAUCUGUUCUCCGGGAAGAGGACGAACGGCACCAACGAUCGCAGAUAAAAAAACAAAAACAUACAUCCUUUUUCUGGACUGGACCCUCUUUUGGAAAGUAUAGGCUUCUGUGUGGAGAUAACGUCUUCGCUCUCUACGUUUACCCGCCAGCAAAAAGAGGAAAUAUCCUUCCUUUUGUAAGCGUGGAAACUCUGCUCAUAUGAUAUUUUUGUGACAUAGGAGCGCUGUCCUUGAGGAUGGCAGCUGGGGAAAUAUGAAAUGAUUUUAAUUAUAAUAACAGUCUGUCUUUUAUUUGUCAGCACGAAAAAUAAGGUUGUUAUAAUAUCAGAAAAAAAUCUAUAUGGAAAAACAGACUCAGAAAUCAGCUUAUAGUCAAAUGUCUUGUUUUCUAACUGUGGCUGCCAUGAGCAAAAACGAACAUCAAUGUCAACUAUUAUUUAACUGAUUUGUUUCUGUCUUGGCAAUAUCAGUUAUUUGAAGAAACAUGCCUUAUAAUGUAUGUGGAUCAGAACAUGUUGGGUUUAAGUUGGAUAAAGUGAUGAUGAUUCUUCUUCCCCCACAAGUCUCCCUCUGUUAAAUAAUCAAAUUAACAAGGAGGCUUAAUAAAUAUACACCUGAACUAAA